AUGGAUUCCCAGAACAUGAGCCAUCAAGCUGGACAGGCCCACGGUCAAGCUCAGGAGAAGUUGAGCCACGCUCAGGAGAAUUUGAGCCAUCAUGCUGGACAGGCACAGGAGAAGUUGAGCCAUCAUACUGGACAGGCACAAGAGAAGUUGAGCCAUCAUGCUGGACAGGCAGAGGGCCAAGCUCAAGAGAAGACUAGCAACUUGAUGGACAUGGCUAGCAAUGCUGCUCACACCGCAAAAGAAACUGUUCAAGAGGCUGGACAACAUGUGAAGGCAACGGCACAAGGAGCUGCUGAGGCUGUGAAGAAUGCAACUGGCUUAAACCAGAAGUGA
This is a messenger RNA of Lathyrus sativus (Indian pea), 333 nucleotides long. NCBI's taxonomy places the organism in Eukaryota, Viridiplantae, Streptophyta, Magnoliopsida, Fabales, Fabaceae. The record is from the annotation of a GenBank genome assembly.